CGCAUAUACAAGGAUCAUGGCGUCCACGGAGUAUUACAGUUCACCAGCUGUAUGUGCGCCUACAGAAAAAGAUUUGACGAAAUUAUCAGAUGAGUUAAACUUAAAAUGUACAUCAGAGGAAAUCAAGUCCAUAGCUGGUAAGGUUUGUAUAAAAUACAGUAUCAACCCUAAAGGGUAACUAGAUUCUAUGUCCGGACAUUCGAUUUUACGGCAAAUGUAAAUAUAUUAUAGUACCUGGAUUUUAGAGAAUGUGAUGAAAGUACAAAUAACAACGUGAAAUGGGGUUUAACGUCCUACUGUUCUGCUCCUAACCUAGGCUAAUGAAGACGGGCAUACGCCAUACAGUGUGUUUAUAGGUGUUCUAGAGAGUAAGCAUACUACAUCCAUUAACUGUUAUCUGUGUAUGCUGUGAUUUUGUGAAACUGAAACUUAUAUUUGACUGAAUAUAUCCUCAUAGCUGUCGUAACAAUGUAAGGCAUGUAUUUAAGAAGUCGUUACUUUUGUGAUAAAAUGAGAUGUUUAACUAACAUUGAUACUGUCUUAAAUUUUAGCACAAUUUAAAAAUGUUUCAAGCUCGUACCAAAGAUUAUCACAGAUUCCAGAACCAUCACUUCCUGUAAAAUAUCACAGGGUUCCUGGUCAUAGGCCAAACGUCGACGACAAUCCUUACAAUGCUUGGUAAAUUAGAUUCCAAUUUCUAUUUUUACGGUGGUAUUAAUCUUCCGUACAGAAUAAUCUUAAAGCCCAAAGAAUUUUAAAUGUAUUCAUGUAAAUGAUUGGCUAAGGGCAGCAGACAACAUUGGAAAGGCCCCACUGCAGUAUACAAUAUAUUAAAGUUCAUUUGGACAUUAAGAAUACUAUUUUAUGCACUUUAUGCACGGCGUUUUCUUGUGUUAUUAGCUUAUUUGCACCAUAUUUACCUAGUAAAUGAAACUCCGCCAGGCAGACAUCGAUGAAAAAUGUUUACGGCAAUAAAAAUAGGCUAAACUGUGAUUUGGUCGCUUAUCAAUUUUACCCAUUCCGUCUGUUUACUUAAGGAGUUGGAAAUGUGAUAUUCAAGGAUCAAAUGUGGGUAAAUUAGUAGGUAAGAAAAUAGGUAUAAAAGAUAACAUUGCUGUAGCUGGAAUACCUAUGAUGAAUGGGUCAAAGAUUCUAGAGGGAUAUACGCCGCAACUUGAUGCUACCGUUGUCACCAGAAUUCUUGAUGCUGGAGGAAGAAUUGUGGGUAAAACUGUCUGUGAGGAUCUUUGUACAGGCGCAUGUAGUUUUACAUCUUCCACUGGACCUGUUAGAAAUCCUGCUGAUGAAACUAGAAAUGUUGGCGGUUCCAGUUCAGGAAGUGCUGCCUUGAUAGCCGGUAAUAAGAUUGACAUGGCAUUGGGAGGAGAUCAAGGUGGUUCUAUCAGAGUACCAGCAUCAUGGUCUGGUAUAGUUGGUUUAAAACCAACCUAUGGUUUGAUACCUUACACUGGCGCCAUGUCUUUAGAAAUAACGCUCGACCACCUUGGGCCAAUGGCUGCUAAUGUUUACGACUGUGCUCUACUCUUAGAGGUUCUUGCUGGUUACGAUGAAGGAAGAGAUCCCCGGCAACCACGAGAUUUGAAAGUAAAGCCUUAUACAAGCCUACUGGAAAUGGGUAUCCAAGGAAAAAAGAUUGGUUUACUUCAAGAAGGGUUUUCAAUGUGUACUCAAAGGGAUGUUGCUGAUAUAGUAGAAAGAGCUGCCAUGAGUUUAGUAAAGGUUGGAGCCACAGUGGAAUAUGUUUCAGUACCUCUUCACUUAGAUUCUUGUGCUAUUUGGACGGGUGUAAGACUAGGCGCAUAUAACAAUAUGAUUCUAGGAAAUGGUAACGGAUAUAACUGGAAAGGUUAUUAUGCUACAAGUCUUCAAGAAGCUUUUUACCGUGGAAGAACGACCCGGCCUUAUGAUUACUCAAAGACUGUAAAAUUGUUCUGUUUAAUCGGUGAAUAUAUGUAUAAGAUGUACGGUAAUAAAUUCUACGCUAAGGGUCAAAAUUUAUCAAGGGUAUUAACGCAUGCAUAUGAUAAAGUACUAGAAGAGUAUGAUGUUUUGAUUCUACCCACAACACCUCACACAGCUUCCAAACUUCCUCCUGGCGAUUGUUCAGUAGCUGGUUACUUUGAGACAAUUUUACCGGUUGGUAAGCUUACCCAAAGUUUCAAUGUUACUGGUCAUCCCGUCAUUUCUAUACCGGCUGGAAAUAGUAAGCAGCUUCCAGUUGGAAUGAGCAUUGUAGGAAGACAUUUUGACGAAGCAACAGUCCUACAAGUAGCCCGGUCUUUCGAGAAAAUAGGGGGCGAAGAUAUUUGAAAAUCUGUUAUGGUUUUAUUAUUAAAAUAUUUAAUGUU
Molecule: messenger RNA, 2369 nt
Organism: Patella vulgata (common limpet)
Lineage: Eukaryota; Metazoa; Mollusca; Gastropoda; Patellidae
Product: amidase
Exons: 9
Coding region: 1132-2331 (399 amino acids)
Molecular function (GO): catalytic activity
Source: RefSeq, a predicted model, not a curated record